UCGAUUCUUCAAGUAAUGCCGGGGGAAUUCAGUCGAAUGAUUCAGUCGGACUCUGAUUAUUUGCUGUGAUUGUGAAUCGAAAUGUUUUCUCAGUAUGACGACAUUUGAAGAAAGUGUGUGCAGACUGAAGGAAUAUAUUGAACUGAUAAGGAUUGUUUUCGCUGACGACUUUUAAACGUGGUAAAUUCCCCCCUUUUUUUUUUUAUGCAUAACAACUUUAUAAUUAUUCGAAUGAAAGAGAGUAAUUAAAAAUCUUAGAAUUUUUUUUUAAAUUAUUUAUUUUUAUCUCUGUAAAGGAAUCGUACUUUUGGAAAAAGAUGGUAACUCACUCAUAACUCUUUUACCAUAGAUUCGAAACUAUAUGAGAAAACCUGAUAUUUCAGAUGCAUGCGUAUAUAUAGAUAUAUAUAAAUCGACAACAGUAAUGGAUGGUACUGCGUUUUUCUUCAGAACUACAAAGUACUAAACACAAAAUUGAAUCAACUACAAUAUCGCUUUCUGGUGUAAAUAAUAGUUUGCAUAUUCAUCACAUUCAUUUGCAUUUAGAUCCCGAAAUAGUGUACUAAAAUGGAAAACAAAUAUAAAAAAAGCAAUCUUCCCUCCAUAGCAGCGAGAUGAAGAAAGUGUUUCCUAAACGGAAUCUUCAAAUAUUUCUCAGUUUGAGUUGAGAUUGAAAAUUUCAGGUGCGACAAGACCUGCUUCGACGGACAAAAAGCUGAAUGACUCCUAAACGGGCGGCUUCAGAAUCCAUGGGAUGAUAUGUAGAAUCAGAAAUCUUAAGCAAAACUCUGAUUUCAUGUGUUUUGAUCAAAGACGAUUCUCUGAGGUGAUCCACCCACUUUGGUCAAAGUUCUCCUUAUUUUAGGAAGCCGUGCAUCCAGAUGGUGUUCAGAGUGCACUCAAACAAAGAUCUUGCUGUACACAUUCUGACCCUUUGAAAAAGACUGUUCAAAAACAAACUGUUUGGAUUCGGAGCUGGACUAAAACGAGUGAUUUUGAACUUAUUCAAGGAUGGUUUCUCCUUCCAUUGAGAGAAACGCAGAAACAAGGGUCGUGUGAUGGUGGGUUAUAGUCGCCUUCUUCUUCUGAGCCAAUCGGAUGCUGAGUAGGUGAGAUAUCCCUUCACCGGAGCGCGAGAGAGACCCCCGAAUCCGCCUGCCGCCGAGUGUCGCGUCUCCGAGGGCAUGGCCCCGGUGGUGGGAUGCCGGUGAUCAGCGUGGGGGAGUACCAGCCCCCCGUGCCCCACCUGUGCGGCGGGUGCGGGGGAAAGAUCGCCGACCGCUACUACCUGCUGGCCGUCGACAGGCAGUGGCACGCCAGGUGCCUCAUCUGCUGCGAGUGUAAGGUGCAGCUCGACUCGGAGCUCACCUGCUUCGCCAGGGAUGGGAACAUCUAUUGCAAGGACGAUUACUACAGGUUGUUUGCGGUGAAACGUUGCGCCCGCUGCCAGCGCGGCAUCUUCGCCAAUGAAUUGGUGAUGCGAGCUCGGGACCUGGUGUACCACCUGCACUGCUUCACGUGCGCCUGGUGCAACACGGCCCUGACGCAGGGUGACUACUUCGGCCUGCGCGACAACCUGGUCUACUGCAGGGGCCACUACGAGCUCAUGAUGCACGGAGAGAGCUUCCUGCCUAACGGGACAGAGGGGCCUGCCCUGCUGCCUAGGUAUCCUGGUCUGACGCUGCUCCACCCCGGUCAGGAAACAGCGCCGUCGACAGGAGCCUUCACCCCAUUUUCGGGGGUAACUGGGACUGUGAGGAAAGGUCGACCCCGGAAGAGGAAGACCACGGACGCAGUCGUCAGGGAGGGCCUGCUCUCGCAAACGCUCAUGCUGGAGACAGCUGAGGGUUGCAACCUGCACCUGUCCUCCCUGGAGUCGAACUCGUCGACCCCCGCGGGUCAUUCGGGCCCGCAGCGGACGAAGCGGAUGCGGACCUCCUUCAAGCACCAUCAGUUACGGACGAUGAAAUCCUACUUUGCGAUCAACCAGAACCCAGACGCCAAAGACCUGAAGCAACUGGCUCAGAAGACCGGUCUGUCCAAAAGGGUGCUUCAGGUGUGGUUUCAGAACGCCCGUGCCAAGUGGCGCCGGAACAAUUUAAGGCAGGUGGAUCAUCCGCAAGGCAGCCAGAACUCCCAAAACCAACAGCAGUCAUCAGCGCACGUCCAUAGUCCGGGGGCCACCAGUUCCUUCUCAGAGCCCAGCCCCUGUGGAGGGGGCGGGUCGGCCAUGGGCGCCGAGCUACCGCCCCCCGCGGCGCCUCCGCUCGAUUACGAGACCAACCCAUCCACAAUGACAUCACUAGUCCCCAGGCACGUGUCGCCCGGUGGGGAGUCCCUGCCACUCACUUCAUUCCAAGAAUUGUUUUAACCGAUGACAUUCAUGCUACCCCGAAUUUCGGUCUGUAAUAUAGUGUUCAUAAAACUAGCUGAUGGAAAUCAAGGACUCACUGAUCCUAAGGUCUGGCGAUCCACAAAACAGCCAACACCUGUUCAUCCUUUGAUGAGAAUUCCUCGGUAUGUUUGUCUUCAAUGAUCGGCAUGCCGUCCAACCAGUCGACAUCCUUCUGAGAGCAUCACGCAUGUGUGCUGCUUAAUAUGCAAAUGCAUAAUAAUGACUUCAGUUUUGUGUAUUUUAAAUAUCAAGAAACUAAAAAAUAUCAUGGUAGUUGAGAUUCGGGAGAGAAUAGACAAAAAGAUUCGACAAAAUUGAUGAAUUAUGGUUUGGCUUGUAUCCAUGCAUUAUCAUUCCUUGACUACGAUUGUGAAAUGAGGAGAUCAAGAUAUUGAAAACCUGUUCUGAGAAUAUUUCCUGCAGUUCAGAGAUAUCGAUUACGUAUCGAUAUCGCUUGGAAAUUGGACACCAGAAUGAUGUAAAGAGUAAGACUUAAAAAAAAAAAUUACUUUGUUUUGGUCAUAUUUUUUUCACAUAAAAAUGAUAUACAAUUUCUGAAAAUGAAUCAAAAAUUAAUUCAAGUAAAAUCUGGAUCAUUGAAUCAACUUCGAUCACGCAUUUUGAAUAAUGCCUUUAUAAUUUAAAAGGGAACAGAAGAUUUAUUAAAUCUUUAGUAUAGUUUUAGAUGUUUUCACAAAUUACAGGUUUCUCAGAAUUUGCAUCAAUGCAAUAACAUUUUAAAUAAGUUUCUAUAUGCUUAAUAAUAUUUCAAAUUGAAAAGAACACUUUCGAUUUCCAAUUUACUCUAUCUCUUUACAGCAAAUAAGUUUUACAAAUGUAAACUUUAAAUUAAUCCACUUAGAUAUAAAAUCGCCGUUUU
Argiope bruennichi is the source of this 3275-nucleotide messenger RNA. RefSeq names its product LIM/homeobox protein Lhx9-like. Lineage: Eukaryota; Metazoa; Arthropoda; Arachnida; Araneae; Araneidae. The record is from RefSeq and is a predicted model, not a curated record. Gene Ontology annotation, molecular function: RNA polymerase II transcription regulatory region sequence-specific DNA binding; DNA-binding transcription factor activity, RNA polymerase II-specific. Gene Ontology annotation, cellular component: nucleus. Gene Ontology annotation, biological process: neuron differentiation; regulation of transcription by RNA polymerase II. The transcript has 5 exons. The coding region runs from base 1202 to 2371 and encodes 389 amino acids.